Messenger RNA from Lathyrus oleraceus (garden pea), 1319 nucleotides. RefSeq lists its product as uncharacterized. The coding region runs from base 249 to 1169 and encodes 306 amino acids. Lineage: Eukaryota; Viridiplantae; Streptophyta; Magnoliopsida; Fabales; Fabaceae. The transcript has 4 exons. The record is from RefSeq and is a predicted model, not a curated record.
ACAUUUUGUUUUGGGACUCAUUAAUGUCUUUCUCUGGUACUUUUUUUCUCACUCACUCAACAACCACAAUAUAUAUAUCCACAACAAAAAUGGUUGCUUUUUUUGUCUGUUAUAUCAAAUCUUUAACUGGGUUUGAUUCUUUUUUCUUUUUAUGGUAAUGUUUCAGUUGCAACCUUUAACACCUGGAAGCAUACUGAAAGUGUUACUUGAACUGGAUUGAAAGUCACUUUUGUUUAUAGCUUGAAACUAUGUCUGCUUAUGCACAUCAAAUGGAGCAGCAGCACUCUGGAGAUAGUCUUUCAGACAAUUCUGAUACAUCAAGCCAUUAUGGUCUAGACUCCGGAUUCUACAUGUCAUCUUUUACAGCAACAAUUUUCCUUGCUUCGCUCGUCACUCUUGGAGUUUUACUCAUUACUUUGUUGGUUUCUUUGGUGAUUAUGCUGCAAUCAUGUCAAAGUAAAAAUACUGGAGUUAUUGAACUUGUGAAUGUAAAUGAUUACUACAGCUAUUGCAGGGUGUAUUCUCUGCAUGCUGAGAUCAAUAGCUUAGAAGGAUAUGAUCUUCCAGAUAUAUGUAGAGAUCUGGCUAUACAUUAUAUCAAAAGAGGGCAUUAUACCAAAGAGUUGAAUUUAACUGUGUCUAUGAUUGAUGAUUACUUCAAGAGUCUGAGACCUUCAGACAAUGGUUUGGAUGUGGUGUUGAUGGACAUAGAUGACAUUGUUCCUCCACACCCUUAUUCUUCCAAUUUGCAUCAGAGGUUUCAUAGGGACAGCAUUAGCAACUGUGUCAAAGAGGCAAAAGAUGUAAAGCUCGUGUUUAUUUUAAGGUUAUACAUGAACCUUCAAACUGAGGGGUGGUCUAUAAUUUUGGUAUCAAGAGAACCUGAAAUGUACCAAAAUGUCACCAUUAAUCAUCUUGUUUCUGCAGGAUUUAGAGAUUGGUCAUCUUUGAUGAUGAGAGCAGAAGAUUCAGAGUCUACCAAAGGGAAUGAGUACUUUUCUAGGCAAAGAAGUUUGAUACAGAAGAAGGGCUUCCAUAUAAAAAGUAUUGUAAGUAGCCAUUUGGAUGUGUUGAGCUCUCCAGAUACUCGAAUACGAAAUUUUCUGCUGCCGGUCCUUGUAUGCAACAAGUUUGAACAUCAGAUAGAGAGUUUAGAUACUGGACAUUAGUUUUGCAAUUCACCGUCCGUCCAUCAGGAAGACACAAGACAGAAUUACUAUGAGUACUUACUUAGGUUCUUUUUAUUAUAAACUAGAUUUGUUUUUGUUAAACAUUUGACAUAAUUACUACAUACAAUACAGUAUGUACUUGAGGGAUGA